GCAGCGGCUUCAGCGGUAGCGGCGGGUCCGUAUCGGAGGUUUCGCGGCGGGCUCCGGGCUCCGGGUUCCGGGUUCCGGGCUCCGGCUCCGGCUCCGGCUCCGGGCUCCGGGCUCCCGGCGAGACUCGGGCCGGGCUCGGCGGCCUCCGCGCGGCCAGGUUAAUAAUCAAGAUGGUACACGCUGAAGCCUUUUCUCGUCCCUUGAGUCGGAAUGAAGUUGUUGGUUUAAUUUUCCGUUUGACAAUAUUUGGUGCUGUAACGUAUUUUACCAUAAAGUGGAUGGUAGAUGCAAUUGAUCCGACCAGGAAGCAAAAGGUCGAGGCUCAGAAACAGGCAGAAAAACUAAUGAAGCAAAUUGGUGUGAAAAAUGUCAAGCUUUCCGAGUAUGAAAUGAGCAUCGCUGCUCACCUGGUGGACCCUCUUAACAUGCACGUUACUUGGAGUGACAUAGCUGGUCUGGAUGAUGUCAUUACAGACCUCAAGGACACUGUCAUCUUGCCCAUCAAGAAGAAGCAUUUGUUUGAAAAUUCCAGGCUUCUCCAGCCCCCAAAAGGAGUUCUUCUCUAUGGGCCCCCAGGCUGUGGGAAGACGUUGAUAGCCAAGGCUACUGCCAAAGAGGCAGGGUGCCGAUUUAUUAACCUGCAGCCUUCCACCCUGACGGAUAAGUGGUAUGGAGAGUCUCAGAAGCUGGCCGCUGCCGUCUUCUCCCUCGCUAUCAAACUUCAGCCCUCCAUCAUCUUCAUUGAUGAAAUAGACUCUUUCCUCCGAAGCCGCUCGAGUUCAGAUCAUGAAGCCACUGCCAUGAUGAAAGCUCAGUUCAUGAGCCUCUGGGAUGGGCUGGACACGGACUACAGCUGUCAGGUCAUCGUGAUGGGAGCAACCAACCGUCCUCAGGAUCUCGAUUCCGCGAUUAUGAGAAGAAUGCCUACGAGAUUUCAUAUCAACCAACCAGCUUUAAAACAGAGAGAGGCCAUCCUGAAGCUGAUCUUGAAGAAUGAAAAUGUGGACAGGCACGUGGACCUGCUAGAAGUCGCCAAAGAAACCGACGGGUUCUCAGGAAGUGAUCUGAAAGAAAUGUGUCGGGACGCCGCCCUCCUGUGUGUCCGGGAGUAUGUGAAUUCUGCUUCAGAAGAAAGUCGUGAUGAAGAUGAAAUUCGGCCAGUGCAACAGCAAGACCUGCAUCGAGCAAUUGAGAAGAUGAAGAAAUCAAAGGAUGCCGCUUUUCAGAAUGUUUUAACCCACGUUUGUUUAGAUUAAGAGUAAAGGUCAUUUGUUUGUAUGGUUCACUGUG
This is a messenger RNA of Dromiciops gliroides (monito del monte), 1290 nucleotides long. RefSeq names its product ATPase family AAA domain containing 1 (gene ATAD1). The coding region runs from base 171 to 1256 and encodes 361 amino acids. Gene Ontology annotation, molecular function: ATP hydrolysis activity; ATP binding. The record is from RefSeq and is a predicted model, not a curated record. NCBI's taxonomy places the organism in Eukaryota, Metazoa, Chordata, Mammalia, Microbiotheria, Microbiotheriidae. Gene Ontology annotation, cellular component: mitochondrial outer membrane. The transcript is spliced from 10 exons.